AUGAAUAAAAUUACAAAUUGGGAUAAUGUUGUGUUUAUCGAUGAGACUUGGUUGAACUCAAACCACACAGUACCACAAUCAUGGACCGACGACACUAAAGCAUCCAGCUCGAAAGUGCCAAUGGGAAAAGGUGGUCGCCUCAUAAUUUGCCAUGCUGGAUCAGCCGGGGGAGGUUUCGUUAAUAAUGCUUUACUAGCAUUUGAAUCAAAAAGUACAAAAGAAUAUCACGAAGAAAUGGACGCAAACAAAUUUAAAGAGUGGUUUAAAACUUUACUUCAGAACCUCCCCGAACAAUGUACAAUAAUUAUGGACAAUGCAUCGUAUCAUUCGGUUCAAAUAGAUCGAGCGCCGACUCAGGCAAAUAAAAAGGCUGAUUUGGUGGCAUGGCUACAGAGGAAUGGUGUCGAAGCUGACAUGGAGCUAUUGAAAGUGGAAUUGUUAAGAUUAGUGCGAGAGCAUAGACCUACAAAACUUAGGUAUGAAAUUGAUGAAUUGGCACUUGAGCAUGGACAUAAAAUUAUAAGGACACCGCCGUACCACUGUCAAUACAAUGCUAUUGAGUUGAUUUGGGCUCAAAUUAAAGGUUAA
Messenger RNA from Hyposmocoma kahamanoa, 588 nucleotides. RefSeq lists its product as uncharacterized. The transcript has a single exon. Lineage: Eukaryota; Metazoa; Arthropoda; Insecta; Lepidoptera; Cosmopterigidae. Gene Ontology annotation, molecular function: nucleic acid binding. The record is from RefSeq and is a predicted model, not a curated record. The coding region runs from base 1 to 588 and encodes 195 amino acids.